Messenger RNA from Scophthalmus maximus (turbot), 6509 nucleotides. RefSeq names its product xenotropic and polytropic retrovirus receptor 1a (gene xpr1a). The transcript is spliced from 16 exons. Lineage: Eukaryota; Metazoa; Chordata; Actinopteri; Pleuronectiformes; Scophthalmidae. The record is from RefSeq and is a predicted model, not a curated record. Bases 610 to 2697 code for a protein of 695 amino acids. Gene Ontology annotation, biological process: cellular response to phosphate starvation; phosphate ion transport. Gene Ontology annotation, molecular function: inositol hexakisphosphate binding. Gene Ontology annotation, cellular component: plasma membrane; cytoplasm; Golgi apparatus.
CUGGUACGGUCAAUUAAAAGCUCCGGGUAAACCGCCUGCUAGCGAGAGGUUCCGGCUGUGUUUUUGACCGGGCUUCGCAGCGCUGCUUUCGAGACACGACAACAGCGACAAGAAGCGACGGCCGGGGCGGCACGUGGGGGUCAGUUUUCUGUGGGCGGGGGUUUUAGUGGAUCCUUGGCCGCGCUGCCAAUACUUGUGCAGGAGGUCCCAACUACGCCCGGUGCCACUGCGCGCUCUGCUGACGCAACCACGUCGCCGUGGCCCAAUGCGAUGGCGGACCGCAAUGUCCCCAGACCUGCCCAGGGAGGGACGGAGCAAAGUCACUGAGACACUCUCACCGGCUCCGUUCCGCUACCGGCUGCGACCACCUGUCAAAGGCGGGGCUGCUGUCGCACGUGUAGCAUGUGGCACGGGAUCCGCUCGGAGCGCGCCGACCGGGACGAGCCACAAGUGGAGUGACGAGACCGGAGCGGAGUGCGCCGGGCUGACGCGCCGCACGCUGAGCCUGCAAGUUCACUCGACACAACAGAAAGUCGCGGCGACGGGGGACGUGGGACAAGCCGCUGUCGGAUUUAACGGAGGCUCGAGGGCGACGUUUGUUCCGGCAAAAUGAAAUUCGCGGAGCAUCUCUCUUCCCACAUCACUCCUGAGUGGAGGAAACAAUAUCUCCAGUAUGAGGCAUUCAAGGAAAUGCUGUAUGCUGCCCAGGACCAAGCUCCGUCCAUAGAAGUCACAGAUGAAGACACAGUGAAGAGAUACUACGCCAAGUUUGAGGAGAGGUUUUUCCAGACCUGUGAGAAGGAGCUCCUGAAGAUCAACACAUUCUAUUCAGAAAAACUUGCUGAAGCCCAGAGACGUUUUGCCACGUUGCAGAAUGAGCUUCAGUCUUCACUGGAUGCUCAGCGCGAGAGCAACGCACCGCCCGGCCUGCGCAAACGAAAGACCAUGUUCCACCUGUCGCAGGAGGAGCGCUGCAAGCACCACAACAUCAAGGACUUGAAGCUUGCCUUCAGCGAGUUCUACCUCAGCCUCAUCCUGCUCCAGAACUACCAGAACCUGAACUUCACUGGUUUCCGUAAGAUCCUGAAGAAACAUGACAAGAUCCUGGACACUCCUCGCGGGGCCGACUGGCGUGUGGUUCACGUGGAGGUGGCGCCUUUCUACACCUGCAAAAAGAUCACACAGCUCAUUUCUGAGACAGAGACCCUGGUCACCACAGAACUGGAGGGCGGAGAUCGUCAGAAGGCCAUGAAGAGAUUGAGAGUUCCUCCACUGGGGGCAGCUCAGCCUGCUUUGGCCUGGACGACCUUUCGUGUUGGUCUCUACUGUGGCUUCUUCAUCAUUCUGGCCAUCGCCUUUGUUCUCACUGGCGUUGUGUUCAUCCGCUACGAGAACAUGUGGCCCCUGGUGCGGAUCUAUCGGGGCGGUUUCCUGUUGAUCCAGUUCCUCUUCCUGUUGGGCAUUAACACUUAUGGAUGGAGACAGGCGGGAGUCAACCAUGUCCUCAUCUUUGAGAUCAAUCCCCGCAACAACCUCUCACACCAACACCUGUUUGAGAUCGCUGGUUUCAUGGGCGUGUUGUGGUGUCUCAGCAUCCUCUCCUGUCUCUACUCAGAGUACACUUACCUCCCCAUGCAGAUCAACCCUCUCAUCCUUUAUGGCUUCAUGGUGCUUUUCCUCAUCAACCCCUUCAAGACCUGCUACUACAAAUCACGUUUCUGGCUCCUCAAGCUGCUGUUUCGUGUGUUCACGGCGCCGUUCCACCGCGUGGAGUUUGCGGACUUCUGGCUGGCCGAUCAGCUCAACUCUCUGGUGUUUGUUCUGAUGGACCUGGAGUAUCUCAUCUGCUUCUACAUCUUUGAGCUGCAGUGGAGCAACAGCAAGGGACUGCUGCCUGAGUUUAAAGCCCCGAAUGACUUUGUUUGCCACAGCUACUCAUACGGUCUGCGCGCCAUCAUCCAGUGCCUGCCCGCCUGGUUCCGCUUCAUCCAGUGCCUGAGGCGUUACCGUGACACCAAGAGGGCCUUCCCUCACCUGGUGAAUGCUGGGAAAUACUCGACCACCUUCUUCGUCGUCACCUUUGCCGCGCUCUACGCCACACACAGAGAACAAGGACACACGGACGCCGACAUGUUCUUCUACCUGCUGGUCGUGUUCUCGACCAUCAGCUCCCUGUACACGCUGAUCUGGGAUCUGCGUAUGGACUGGGGCCUGUUUGACCGCGGCGCCGGAGAGAACACCUUCCUCAGAGAAGAAAUAGUUUACCCCCACAAGGCCUACUACUACUGUGCCAUUUUAGAAGAUGUGAUCCUGCGUUUUGCCUGGACGAUCCAGAUCUCUCUGACCACAAUGACCAAGAUCCACUCCGUGGGCGACAUCGUAGCCACUGUGCUCGCUCCUCUCGAGGUCUUCAGGCGUUUUGUGUGGAACUUCUUCCGUCUGGAGAACGAGCACCUGAACAACUGUGGUGAGUUCCGUGCGGUGAGGGAUAUCUCCGUGGCGCCGCUCAAUGCUGACGACCAGACGCUCCUCGAGCAGAUGAUGGACCAGGAGGACGGCGUCAGGAACCGCUCGGGCAAAAAGACCUGGAAGAGGUCCUACAGCCUGUCGCUCCGACGCCCCCUACUGUCCUCCUCGCAAUCGAAAAAGGACACAAAGGUGCUAAUCGAGGACACGGAUGAUGAGGCCUUCAGCUGAGUCCACAACAUCAGCGCGCACGCACGCACGCACGCGCACACACACACACACACACACACACACACACACACACACACACACACACACACACACACACACACACACACACACACACACACACACACACACACACACACACACACACACACACACACACACACACACACACACACACACAAUACUUAUAUGGACCUUUCGCUAACACCCAACCUCAACCCUUCUCCCUGAUAGUUCUGUCUAUGUGUAGUGACCCUGACCCCUGACCCCCCCUCAGCCUAAACCUUUAAACCAACAAGGACUGUCAAUCUGAAUUUACCUCAUCUCUAAUUCCUUCUGUACACUUGGUCUUUAUAAGUAUAGGAACACACACACUGUAAUGUAGAAAAACACACAUCACACACACAGAUAAACCUGCUGAAGCACAAACACAUGGUAAUAUUGCUACAGUUGAGAGGAGAGCUGAAGCCACAGCGACGGAUGGACGCACGUCACGGGACAAACUUCUGCACGUAACUGGUAACACCGACCACACUGCCCUGAGAUUGUUCUCUUCUUUUUUUUAAUAGACUUUUUUAGCAUGUGUUGUUUACCUUGAGAUAUUUCUGUUUCUCUAGAUUUUCCUUGAUUUUUUUUCUGGAUUAUUUCCCCCCUAGAAUCUACACAUGUAGAUGUACACGCGACUGUUUACACGCCUUUUUUAACUGCUCUAGGAUCAACAGGGAGAAGACAAAGCCAAUCAAAAGACUUCAUAUUAAUCCAUAGAAACCCGAGGAAGGACUCUACACAUAUAACAGCAUAUCAAAACAAAUCAACCGGUUUCCACUCGUUGAUUCUUUUUAUACUCCAUCUUUUUUUCCUUCUUCUCUUUUGUUCUGCUGAGUUGGAUUAAUGUCAGUGUACAAUCACAGUCCUUGCAGAGGCACUUGCAGGAAAAGUGCAUUUUAAUACACAACGCAUGAAAAAAAAACCUACUUGUACACAAAGGGAUGUUUUGACUCAAACAUUUCUUGCCUGUGAAGUUGCUUUGUAAUAUAUUUAAUAUAUUUGAUGUGCAUUAUUACUCUACUGUAGUUGUUCAGUAGUUCUACAUGUGUCGUUUAUACUAGUGAGACUAAUUUGAGGAUCCACACAAUGAUUGUUAUUACGUAUUUUAUAACGUUUGGAAUGUUUUUUCUUGGUUAUACUUGUGCCAAACUUUUAAUAGGCUUGUUGUCAGUCAGUCGAUUUCCCCCCGACCUCAAAUUAAAGCAAAAACGACUUGUGAAUCACCACAUUUAUCGUGACAGGUCGUCUUGAAGUGCCCUGUGAGCUACAGCCGAUUGUGUGUGCUUUGCUAUUCUUUGCAUUAACUACCAAAGCUUUGUUUUUAUGAAUGUGUCUGUAGCUAUAGUAGCUUUGUCCAUUCGACCUGCCCCAGUGAGUCAAAGGUAACCGGCCCAAAAGCCUCUUUUAAGAGUAUACUGUAGGAGCUCCCAGUAAUAUGAGAAGAAUUACUAUUACUGUCAAUGUUUGUGUAUAUUAGAAUGAUAAGAUGCGUCACUCUGCUCGAUGUUAUGGGCCCUCUGCAAAACAGCUCAGUGUUGCCAGAUUUUUGGACCAUUUAGUUGGAUUUCCCUAAAUGGAAAAUCAGGAUUUGUAUUUCAAUAGAUGUGCCCCCUUUUUCAAUUCAGUUUUCUUGUUGUACUCAGAAUGUACGAGAAUCCAACAUCUCAAAUGGAAAAAUGAAAUACUUUUUUAUGAUGAUAGGGAUGUGGUUGGCAGUCAGAUCUGGCAACACUGCAUAAGCUCACUGAGGGCCCUUAAUCAGUAAGUAUCUGUAAACCCUGACAGCUCCUGUCUGGCUCUGGGCUCCUGAAUCAGGGACCCAGAGUCUGGUUUCACCACAUUCAGCAUCACUGUUUGUUUGACUCUUAUGUUCCAUGUUGGCUCAUUAAUUCUAGCAAUUCUUCUUUUCUUUACAAUUUCAAGAGUGAAUUUGUUGGUAAAGACCAGGAAAAUGUGCUGUUGAUCUGACGUCUAAUUAUAAAACCACCAGUCUACAUCUGAAGAGCUGUUGGUUAUAAUCUCAAAAUGUGUUGCUGCUGCCGUUGAAAGGCCCCCUGGCUUUUAGGGAAACGGCUUUAUUGCCGGCUUCUGUGUUUCACUUUCUCGUCUCCUGCUCCACCACUCUUCCUCCCCGUGGCUGCACUGAGUCACCGUGGCUCGGUCACAAGAUGAAUCCCAGAGAGCUACAAAUGUAUAAUACAGAAACGCCCCUUUUUUUCUCCUCCUGUUUUUGUAUCUUUUCUUGUCUCGGCUAACGGACUGAAAAGUUUGUGUGUGAUGAGCCAAAUAGUGAACUGGAAAGCUGGAAAGUAAAAUGUUGUAUCUGUUAGAUUUUAGAAGAUGGGCAGCUUCCCUGUCUGUUUGAAUACACUGAACACAUGCCAUAACUAUUAACACACAUAAAACAUCACACACACACACACACACACACACACACACACACACACACACACACACACACACACACACACACACACACACACACACACACACACACACACACACACACACACACACACACACACACACACACACACACCCCACAUCGACUCUGUCUUGUGUCAGAGAACACAACACUACAGCAGAUAGUUUUGUAAAAAGGCUCCGUUGUCUUGCCUGCAUGCUGCUUUUUGUUCUACCUUGUACAUAGAUCUUAAUUUAUUCGACGUGUAUAUUAGCAAUCAUUGUAGCCACUGUGACAAUGAUUGAUUUCAUAUGUUGCCAUCUUUUUGCUCGAAGACAAGCAGUAUUUUCUACGUGAUGAGGAGCUUUUUGGUCGUUCGUUGAGAAUCCUGCGCUCUCUCAUGUGUAAAUCUGUUGAAAGUGUGAUUGUAUAAAAAAUAAUCCAUAGAAAUGGAGAACGGGAUUGGUUGUUUCUUGUUGGCGAUUCCUUCUUAUUUCAAGGCUUCAUCAGCGUUGGGUUUGGGGGGGGGGGGGCAUAAUUCCUGUGUCCUGAAGCUGUAAUCCUGUUUGUACAUUUGUGAACGUGCAUGAAAAAUAUUGUGGACAUUACAUCCGUUGUUGUGAACUGCCAUGCAGACAGAAGCACUUUGACGUACUGUAGUAGGGCGCAGGAACAGGCCCCAGUCCAGAGAGGACGAACACCCACAACAACAAGAUACUGUUCAACUGAUCCCAGAUCUGCCCGAGCUUCUCUCGUUCAGCUCAAACAGAUCCGGGAUUGUUAUUUACUCGCUGGAAGCAUUUUUGAGAUGCUUCUCCGUGCAGUGAUCAGAGUCUCUUAACAGAUAUUCAGUAUGUGGAACACGCGGACACAAAAAAAAACAGGGUUAUUUUGUACAGUUUGUGUUCAAUGAGCUGAUAGUAAUGAGCCCUGACAUGCCAUGUUCCCCAAUUUUUGUCUACUGCUUGCUGAAACUCCCAUGAUGUUUAAGUACUUGAUAUGAGUGCAUCCUCCCGCUCGCCCUCCCUCGAUGUUGUUUGUACCCUCGCUCUAAUCUAGAUGAACGUGAUAGUACCUGUAGUUUGGUAGAUGGAUGUUCCACUUUAAUAAGAUACUAAAAAAAAAGAUAGUAGAGGAAAUACAUUGUGGCUAAAUGUAAUUUCAAGAGACAUAAAGAAAGAAGGAAAAUGUCUUACACCGUCCAAACCAUCGUCCCCCCUCAAGUCCCUUUGACAUAGUUUGUACAUGUCGAGUGUAUAACACUGUUCUAUGAUGGUUUUCCUGAUGGUAUUUGUAUUUCUGUAAACACUUUGGUGAUCCUGUCAUAUCUGGGUUUUAUAAACCACAAUUAUUUUUAAAACUC